Racocetra fulgida is the source of this 139-nucleotide messenger RNA. Lineage: Eukaryota; Fungi; Glomeromycota; Glomeromycetes; Diversisporales; Gigasporaceae. The record is from the annotation of a GenBank genome assembly.
AUUUGUGUGGUGGUGGAUCUACUAGAUUCAAUGCUACGGAAGGUGGUGGAACUGGCUUAGAAGAGCCGGCGUUUGAGGCAAAUAGUGAGGACAUUUGUGAGGAAGUAGUCAAGAAUGGAGAUGACAGGAAACUUGUUGG